Messenger RNA from Candida dubliniensis CD36, 324 nucleotides. RefSeq lists its product as uncharacterized. The transcript has a single exon. Gene Ontology annotation, biological process: mRNA splicing, via spliceosome. Gene Ontology annotation, cellular component: U2 snRNP; precatalytic spliceosome; catalytic step 2 spliceosome. The coding region runs from base 1 to 324 and encodes 107 amino acids. Gene Ontology annotation, molecular function: RNA binding. The record is from RefSeq and is a predicted model, not a curated record. Lineage: Eukaryota; Fungi; Ascomycota; Pichiomycetes; Serinales; Debaryomycetaceae.
AUGUCAUUUUAUGAGUUUCCUAUAGUACUGGUAAAGAACUUACCUUAUAAUACAUCAAACUCCUCAUUAUAUGAGUUUUUCGGUAAAUAUGGAUACAUAAAUCAAAUUCGAAUAAACCCAUCGCAACCUGGGACUUGUUUUAUAAUUUACAACAACAUUGUAAAUGCACAAAGAGCAGCUCAAGAAUUGAAUGGAGUUAAUUUCAAUGGAAGGUAUUUAGUAACAUCAAUGCAUCAAGUGGAUAAAUCAAAAAUUAAUGAAGAGGAAAUGGCAUUACGACAAGAACAAUUGAAUCUAUUAAAACAACAAUAUUCUAUUAAAUAG